GCUGGCGGCAGCGGCGACGGCGGAGGCUGGCGGCGGGGAGGGGGCGGGGAUUGAAGAUUCUGAGGUGCGGAAUUCUGGAGUUUCUGGAUUCUUUAUCCCGUGUGUGCAGGGCUGCAGGAGGUCUUCUUGCGGUGUUUCGCAGCGGCCGCGGCGGGCGGUUCGGCGGUCGUCGUGGCGCGGAGGUCAGGAGGAUUGGAAUCAUCCAAGAGGGAAGGAGUCAUAGAGCAAAAUCAUACUUGUACAUUAAAUUUUCUGAAGCAAAGGCAGCUACUGAGAGGCACUACAGUGAGUGCAUUUGCAGUGCUUGCACCCACUUACAAUACUGACAGACAAAAAUUAAGAAAGUUAGCCUGAGUUUUGUGAAAAAACGAAAAGACAAGGUUUUUCCAGUUUGCAUAAUAUUUUCCUCAUGGAUGUUUUUCAUAGCAUUAUUAUGUGAUGUGAGAAAGUUUUUUUUUUUUUUGAAAUAAACAUGGAUUUUAUACUACAGAAUCAAGAAAAUUGGCAUUAUACGAAAAAUUAAUAUAUAAAAGGUGGUACAGGUUUUUAUAGAUAACCAUGACAACAUCCUAUAUGAAUGGGCAUGUUACAGAGGAAUCAGACAGCGAAGUAAAAAAUGUUGGUCUUGCAUCACCAGAGGAACCUUGGAAGCACCGAGAGAUGGCUGUCGACUGCCCCGGAGAUCUGGGCACCAGGAUGAUGCCGGUGCGACGCAGUGCACAGUUGGAGCGUAUCCGACAGCAGCAGGAGGACAUGAGGCGUAGGCGAGAAGAAGAAGGGAAAAAGCAAGAGCUUGACCUUAAUUCCUCCAUGAGACUUAAGAAACUAGCCCAAAUUCCUCCUAAGACUGGAAUAGAUAACCCCAUAUUUGAUACAGAAGAAGGCAUUGUCUUAGAAAGUCCUCAUUAUGCUGUGAAAAUAUUAGAAGUGGAAGACUUAUUUUCUUCACUUAAACAUAUCCAACAUACUUUGGUAGAUUCUCAGAGCCAGGAAGAUAUUUCACUGCUUUUACAACUUGUACAAAAUAAAGAUUUCCAGAAUGCAUUUAAGAUUCACAAUGCUGUCACAGUGCACAUGAACAAGGCCAGUCCUCCUUUUCCUCUUCUUGCCAACGCCCAAGAUCUUGCACAAGAGGUACAAACUGUUUUGAAACCAGCCUAUCAGAAAGAAGGACAGGAAUUAACUGCUUUGCUGAAUGCUCCACAUAUUCAGGCACUUUUACUGGCCCAUGAUAAAGUUGCUGAGCAGGAAAUGCAGCUAGAGCCCAUUGCAGAUGAGAGAGUUUAUGAAAGCAUUGGCCAUUAUGGAGGAGAAACUGUAAAAAUAGUUCGUAUAGAAAAGGCUCGUGAUAUUCCAUUGGGUGCCACAGUUCGUAAUGAAAUGGAUUCUGUCAUCAUUAGCCGAAUAGUAAAAGGAGGAGCUGCAGAGAAAAGUGGUCUCUUACAUGAAGGAGAUGAAGUUCUGGAGAUCAAUGGCAUUGAAAUCCGGGGGAAAGAUGUCAAUGAGGUUUUUGAUUUGUUGUCUGAUAUGCAUGGAACUUUGACAUUUGUUCUGAUUCCUAGUCAACAGAUAAAGCCUCCUCCUGCCAAGGAAACUGUAAUCCAUGUUAAAGCUCAUUUUGACUAUGAUCCUUCAGAUGACCCUUAUGUUCCAUGUCGAGAGUUAGGUCUGUCCUUUCAGAAAGGGGAUAUACUUCAUGUGAUCAGUCAAGAAGACCCAAACUGGUGGCAGGCCUACAGGGAGGGGGAUGAAGAUAAUCAGCCCCUUGCUGGGCUGGUUCCAGGGAAGAGCUUCCAGCAGCAAAGGGAAGCCAUGAAGCAAACUAUAGAAGAAGAUAAGGAGCCAGAAAAAUCAGGAAAAUUAUGGUGUGCAAAGAAGAAUAAAAAGAAAAGGAAAAAGGUUUUAUAUAAUGCUAAUAAAAAUGAUGAUUAUGACAAUGAAGAGAUCCUAACUUAUGAGGAAAUGUCCCUUUAUCAUCAGCCAGCAAAUAGAAAAAGACCAAUAAUCUUGAUUGGGCCGCAGAAUUGUGGCCAGAAUGAAUUGCGCCAGAGGCUCAUGAAUAAAGAGAAGGAGCGCUUCGCAUCUGCAGUUCCUCAUACCACUCGGAGUAGGCGAGACCAUGAAGUAGCUGGUAGAGAUUACCACUUUGUUUCACGGCAAGCAUUUGAGGCCGAUAUAGCAGCUGGAAAGUUUAUUGAACAUGGAGAAUUUGAGAAAAAUUUGUAUGGAACCAGUAUAGACUCUGUACGGCAAGUGAUCAACUCAGGCAAAAUAUGUCUUUUAAGUCUUCGUACACAGUCUUUGAAAACCCUCCGGAAUUCAGAUUUGAAACCAUAUAUUAUCUUCAUUGCACCCCCUUCCCAAGAAAGACUUCGGGCCUUACUGGCCAAAGAGGGCAAGAAUCCAAAGCCUGAAGAGUUAAGAGAAAUCAUCGAGAAGACUAGAGAGAUGGAACAGAACAAUGGCCACUACUUCGAUACGGCCAUUGUGAAUUCAGAUCUUGAUAAAGCCUAUCAGGAAUUGCUUCGAUUAAUUAACAAACUUGACACAGAACCUCAGUGGGUGCCAUCCACCUGGCUGAGGUGAAGGAACAGCCAUGCGGUGGCUGGAGCAGACUUGUUUUGGCAAACUGCCAUAGGAAAGCAGCUGAGGCUUCAGUGAGGUGGAGGGCAGGAAGGAGGGCAGUGGAGUGGGGUGCAGACUGCUUAGAUCUCUUGAACUUGUGAGAAGAAAGUCUCAUGAGCAGUUGUGGGCGUUCUUCAUGCUCCACACAUGGCUUUAGGGACUCUUGCCUCCUUUAGGGAUUUAAAAUGGAAACUUUCAACAGACAGGGCCCAUUUUAUCCUGCUAAAACUUUAUUAAUCAGCUAAAUCUUUUGUUUGAUCAUACUCCUGUGAAAAAGUCGUAUGUACAUACACAGUACUCCGUGGCUUACAUAGAUUGACAUUAUUUAACACUUUAACUUAAAUGACUCCAUGGGAAUACGGGGGGGCUGUGCUUCUGUGCACUGGGCAAAAUAGUGUUUGAGUAGGAGACUAGGUUAGCCAUCAAAAGGACUUCCUGGAGAAAGACAACAGAUGUUGUCACUUUGGUUUGGAGCUACUUGAUAAGGCUUCAAUUCAUGUGUAUGCCUUCUAACUCAGAAUCAAGCAGAAGUUCCAUUAGCAGUCUCAGGUUUUUUUGAGCUCUAACUUUGUGAAUCAGACCACCACUCAGCAGACUCCAGUGUAGUAAAUGUGUACAAAAUAUCCUAAACUUUGUGAGAUGUUUGCAAGUGAUUUGAUAGCCUUGCUUCCUUUUUCUGAUCUGAAUACUACAAUGGAACAUAGAAGGUACCUGGAUUCUUCAUGAUGCAGAUAGAUUUUUACAUGCGUGGCAGGACAUAGCACAUCUGACAGUUUUUGCAUUUUUACAUGUGACCACAGUAUUUAUAACUACUACACAGGUGAGUAACUGGAAUUCUGUUGAACAUAGCUGCUGUAUUGUGUACUAAUAUUUAAUAUAUCAACAAAUGGUCAUUGAUUCAACAUUGGAAUGAAAUUACACACACACAUACACACACACACUCUAGGGGAAUAGUAUGACAACUGACUUUUUGAGAGCUGAAGGAAAGCUCUUAAAGUCAUUUGAACAUUUUAGGAAAAGAAAUUGGAGACAAAAGUUAUUAAGUAUAUAAAAAUAGGUUUUUCUCCUAACAAGAUCUGCUUUAUGACUAGAAUGCAAUAGCUUGUUAAAAUAUGGUUUUUGUACUGUCUCUAUAACCAUAGCUUUAAAUUUGUAAUUGGCAUGGAAAAUCAAUUUGUAGUCUUUUCAGGCCUUUAAGGACAGUGGGAUUUGUGACGAACAACCUCAAAUGUGAAUGCCUUUAUUUUUAUGACUUUAGCUACAUUUCCUCUAACCAAAGCUAAACACUGGAAUAGUACUGACUUAUCAUGUAAUUUAACACAAGCAAUUGUUAUUUAAUGAGUAGUGUGUCUGGUAUCAUGUAUAUAGUUGAUUUUUUUCUCUUCUACAGAAUUUUAUUGAAACAAAUGUAGUUUGCGUUUGUUGCCUUUUCUGUUCAAGUUUGCAUGGCCUCUUUAUUUGACCGGGCAGUGUGUCUUAUUUGGAAGUAUUUUCAAGGUAAUGUUCUCUAGAAACAUUUACGGGUGGAGGAAAGGAAUGCUGUGCCUACCCUCUCCUCAAGUCUGAAACACUCCAGCCUGCAGCAGAAGAAAUAUAAGGACUGAACCCAUUUUUAGCCUUGAAAACCAAGGAGUAUACUUAGCACUUAAUCUUUCCAGUUUUCUGCAGUUUACUUUCUCAGCAAUGAAAAGUAGUCUGUGGCUGACAGCGGAGUUUUGUGAAUUGCAUCUUGUAACUAUUUUCAAUACUUACACUUUCUGUUAGGUUCACGCAAGGUUUUCAUGUGAGUGGCUAUUGUGCCACCUGCUAACUUAGGACCACCGGUAGGGCUGUGUCCUAUGAAGACAGGCACAUGGCUUUCAUGGACAAAUCCUACACUUCUAGGAACUGUAAGGUCAUGACACCUGGUAGCCUUCUUCAGCGGUGGAAGGAUAGAAAUGUUUAUGUGUCAGUUUGUAAAUCCUACUGAUACAAAUGUGCUUAUGUUCAACACAGCCCCUAAAGAAAGUGAAAGUGCAAGCUGUGUUGAUGUCCAAAUAUGGGGGGGGGG
Messenger RNA from Octodon degus (degu), 4675 nucleotides. It is a transcript of the gene Pals1, whose product is annotated as membrane palmitoylated protein 5. Gene Ontology annotation, molecular function: protein binding. Lineage: Eukaryota; Metazoa; Chordata; Mammalia; Rodentia; Octodontidae. Gene Ontology annotation, cellular component: adherens junction; plasma membrane. The record is from RefSeq and is a predicted model, not a curated record. The transcript is spliced from 17 exons. Gene Ontology annotation, biological process: morphogenesis of an epithelial sheet; establishment or maintenance of epithelial cell apical/basal polarity; establishment or maintenance of polarity of embryonic epithelium. Bases 559 to 2586 code for a protein of 675 amino acids.